This is a messenger RNA of Kuraishia capsulata CBS 1993, 1122 nucleotides long. RefSeq lists its product as uncharacterized. Lineage: Eukaryota; Fungi; Ascomycota; Pichiomycetes; Pichiales; Pichiaceae. Gene Ontology annotation, cellular component: mitochondrion. The coding region runs from base 1 to 1122 and encodes 373 amino acids. The transcript has a single exon. The record is from RefSeq and is a predicted model, not a curated record.
AUGUUUUUGUCAAGGAUACCGAGGACAGCGCGCUGCUAUAACUCAAAUUUGGUGUUAGGGUCCUUCAGACGACUUGUCAGUUCCGGUGAAGCCACUGACAAAACAAGCACCAGCUCGCAACAGCUCUUCGUGGGGAACGCCCUUGACGAACUGUUAGAUGACUGGUCCAAGGAGACAUAUUCAUCUGCGUCUGAUGAUACUCUGAAAACGGAUUUCAAGCGGGAUGAUGGAAUGAUGAGGGAUCUGUUUAAGGACCUGGAAAGCAAUGUGGCUCACAUCUCAGAGAGGUCAUACAACCCGGAGCGGGAAAAGGCUACGUUAAUGGAUGUGUUGAGCUCAGCUUCGAAUCCGCUUGUAGAGACGCCUCAUUUUUCUAGUCCGAUCCGCGCAGAGACGCUUACAGAUGCAGAUUUCGAGAAGAGGGAAGAGGCCAGAAAGCAGAUGAUUGGUGCCCUCCAGCCAUCUUUUGAUGCUAUAAACGAGACCAUUCGUACCGACGAUGAAAUGGUGACGUUUAUCAGAGAAAAUAUUAUAGAGGAAUUCAAGCAGGAGUCUCGUACAACUCCGUUCACGAAGAAGACGAGUUUGAGCGAAAUCCGUGCCAAGUCGCUGGACACACCACUAGAACCACUGGUAUGCAGAGAGAGCAUAUCCACGCUGCUUGAGUUUGGGCUCACAUCAUUGGUGAACGACUUUGGCAGCUUUGAAGAAGCCAGAUACAUCUUCGAGUCCAUCCGCAGAGACAGCAUGCGAGCUGGAUCAGAGAAGUGCACCCAGGAGUUGUAUGUUCAUGGUUGUGACAGCUACGUUUACGUCUCAAUGCUAUCACUUGUGUGGAAAAACACUUCAAAUACCACGUUGGUUGCUCAAUUACUAAAGGAAAUGCUCACCAGUGGUAUCCGCCUGGACAUCAAAGCCAAGAUCAUAAUCUUGCAGAUCCAGAAUGAGCUCCACAUGACAACCAAUGAACAAAGUGUGAUCUUGCUGCACAGCAAACGAGAUGCGAACUUCAUAUCAAACGUUACCGAAGAAAGAGAGAAGCUGGAACGUCGGGCCAAGGUAAAAGCCGCACAGUCACGUGAUGAAGCCCGUGGUUUUGUUCGGCCCACGCACGCUGGUUGA